AUGGGAAGUGAAGAUAACUCAAGUCCCUUGGUCGUUGAGAAAUCAGAAGUGGUUCUAGUGAAACCAUCAAAGCCAACACCUGAUGUCUCUCUCUUUCUCUCCACCAUCGACAAUAAUCCUAACAUCGAAGCCAUUCUCAAAACCAUAUGCGUCUUCGCUCCCAAACCUUAUCUUAAAGAUCAAGCCAGCCAUGAUCCAGCUUCUCUUCUCCAAUAUGCUCUCUCUAAUGCCCUUGUCUAUUACUACCCUCUUGCCGGAAAACUUCACCGGAAGUCCGAUGACAAUAGACUUCAGUUGAAUUGCAAAGCCGGAGAUGGAGUCCCCUUUAUAAGGGCAACUGCCACGUGCACUCUCUCUUCUCUCAAUUACUUGGACAAUGCUGACCACUUGGACGCCGCCUACCAACUGGUGCCUUGUUACGAACCAGUGACGGGCUGUGAGGGAUACGAUCCUCUGGCUUUACAGGUCACACAGUUUGCGUGUGGAGGAAUCACUAUUGGAAUGUCUCACUCUCACUCAGUCUGUGAUGGUGUUGGAGUGGCUCAUUUUUUCCGAACGAUGAACGAGCUUGCCUCCGGAAAGACCCAACUCACCGUCAUCCCCGUAUGGGAGAGAGAGAGGCUCAUCUUUAACAACAUUAACGGUGAACUCGGAGACUUCAACAAAAAUCCGGAAGUUGUUGAUUUGCCGAAGGCUUUUUCGUCUAUUGCUACUUCGCCUUAUACACUGACUGAGGACAUGGUCUGUGAGAUCCUGUACAUUACUUCCCAAGAUAUUACAAAACUCAAAAAGAUAGUUGGAGAGGACGAGCAAAUGACGAAUGACAAAGAGAAGGUGGUAGUCACGAUCACGACUCUAGAGAUUCUUGCGGCCCACGUCUGGAGAGCACGAUGCCGAGCCCUGAAGCUGAAUCCAGAGGGAACUACGGAUCUAUGGUUAGCCAUUGGUAUCUGUAGCAUUAUGGAGCCGGCAUUACCAGAAGGCUACUACGGCAAUGCCUUUGUCAAUGCAUAUGUGUCAUUGACAGCUAGCGAGCUAAGCGAAUCAUCAUUGUCUCAUGUCGUGAGGCUCAUAAAGAACAUGAAGACAGCUGCGAUACGCAAGGAGUAUGUAUUGGGGGAACUUAGCAAAAUUGAGGGAACGUUAAAGAUGAAGGCAUCGGUUACGGGUAUCAACGCCGGGUCCAUGAUGCUCUCGGAUUGGCGACAAAUCGGUCUGCAUUAUAAUGGCUGGGGAGGUUUAGUGAACAUAAUACCGUUGCUUCCAGUGAAUUUUCCCCAACUCUGUGUUUUUUUGCCAUCUUCAAAGGCAGUUCCAGGGAUGGAAGGUGGCGUUCGUGUGCUAGUUACGCUACCGAAGGCUGCAAUGGCUAAGUUCAAAGAGGAGAUGAGUGUUUCUUAACUAUUAAACGGCGUACGGUCUUGCAUGAGCUUGAUUAAUGUUUCAAGUAUAUAUUGCUUUUGAUUUUAUUAUGAACAAUUACGUACUGAA
Messenger RNA from Camelina sativa (false flax), 1491 nucleotides. Its product is annotated as spermidine sinapoyl-CoA acyltransferase-like. The record is from RefSeq and is a predicted model, not a curated record. Lineage: Eukaryota; Viridiplantae; Streptophyta; Magnoliopsida; Brassicales; Brassicaceae.